Messenger RNA from Vigna umbellata (rice bean), 623 nucleotides. The record is from RefSeq and is a predicted model, not a curated record. Lineage: Eukaryota; Viridiplantae; Streptophyta; Magnoliopsida; Fabales; Fabaceae.
ACAGUGUAGACAUAGUGGAAGCAGAAUCAAACUCAAACUCAACGGUUUCUUCAAAACCAACCAAACUGUCGACUUUUGUUUCAACUUGCGCUUAUGCUUUUGUUUGCAUUGCCAAAGCCUGGCACGGAAUUGAAAAGGAGAAAAAUAAGUUUGCUUGUGGGUUCAAUGUGGAUUGCAGGGCCAGGAUGGAGCCUCCAAUUCCUGAAAACUACUUUGGGAACUGUGUAUGGGGGAAGAUGGUGGUUGAUAAGCCAUCGGCAUUUAUAGAGAAAGAAGGGUUUGUUAUUAUUGCGAAAAGUAUUCAUAGUAAAAUAAAAGAGAUAUUAGAUAAGGGUGUUUUUCAUGAAGCAGAUGAUCUUGGUCGUAUAUAUGCAGCUUUGGUAAAAGAGAGAGUUGAAAUGUUAGGAAUUGCGGGGUCUAACCGUUUUGGGGUUUAUGAGAAUGAUUUUGGUUGGGGAAAGCCUUCAAAGGUGGAGAUAGCAUCGGUGGAUAGAGCCCUAACAAUUGGAUUGGCAGAGAACAGAGAUGCGAAAGGCGGUGUUGAAAUUGGGAUUGUUCUGAAGAGACCAGUGAUGGAAUUAUUUGGCACUUUGUUUCGUGGAGGAUUGUCAAAUGAGUGAUUC